Molecule: messenger RNA, 558 nt
Organism: Arabis nemorensis
Lineage: Eukaryota; Viridiplantae; Streptophyta; Magnoliopsida; Brassicales; Brassicaceae
Source: the annotation of a GenBank genome assembly
AUGAGCCGCAAGAGAGACAAACCCUACUACCCUUACCGCCACAUACCGGCUGGGCGAAUUUCAAAACGCCGGCGACAGUGGGUGCCUCCGUCAUCGGAAAACGAUGAGAUCAUCGAGAAGCCGACCACCAAACCUCCUCCACCACCUUCGCUGGUCGUUAUCGGACUUCCCGCCAACUGUUCAGUCCUGGAGCUAAAAUCCCGAUUCGAGAUCUACGGCUCAAUCUCACGAAUCCGAAUCGACAAGGACGGAUUUGGCUGCGUUUCAUACCGCACAGCCGAGUCAGGAGAAGCCGCUAUUGCCGCCAGUCACGAGCCUUCUUUCGGUAUCUCCAUCGAUUCCAAAAAGUUGCAGGUGGUUUGGGCUACGGAUCCAUUGGUGGAUAAAACGCCGACGUCUUCUUCCUCGAAACUUGUCCGGCCUGAGAUUUCAUUAAGAAGACAUGGGAGAAGCAACAGGCUAGCAUCGGCCAUUGUUGACCCGAGAAGCAGUAGAUCUCCGGCGACGGCAAGGGUAUCUAAACACAGGGAUAUUGUAGCCUACGACGACAUCCUUUAA